UGCUGAUAAUUAUUUUGAGUAAUUACCAAUAGUGUCCACUGCCUUUAAAAUUAAUCUCUUAAAAAAGAUUACUGGAAAAGUCGGAACGUUUUAUUGACAGAAACAAAUUUAAACACAAAGAAGAGUGGUUUGGUAAAAAAUACUAGCGUAAAAGCAUAUUAGGACUACAAAAUUAAUAAUUGUCUGAAACUAGUAUGUUAUGAUAAAACCAUCCUUUUUUGAAGCCACAUCCCACUAAAGCAGCAUUUUUCAUUUGUCCCCAAAAAGACAAAAACUUUCUUAUAUUUUCUUUCUACUGAAACAGUAAAUUUUUAUUAAAAUAAACAUCAGGAGCAAACAUAAAUUAGAAUUCCUUUGAAAUAUUGUCUGUAAUCAAUUAAAUUUUAGAUAUCUGGAGAGUCUGGUGAGAUAAACCAGAUGGUUUAAUAAUUGCUUUAAAAUUAUAAAAACAGCCGACAAAAAUAUGCUGCUGAAACACAUUGAGAUUCUGUUAAAAAACUGUGCAUCAUAAAAGAUGGCAUGUACAUCAUCAGUGAAGCAGGGAAAUCCCUUUGAUCUAAGCUGUGCAUUCUGUCAUAUAUAAUUUGCAAAGCCAUUAAUGUUCACCUUGAUGUAUGGAACUCAUUGACAAGUGUUUUGCUUAAUUUCCUUUUACCCCUACAGGCUCAUCUGCGCCUCACAUCACCUGUCCCAUGCUGGGAAUGUCUGUCAUUUCAUCACCCUUCUCGCUACAACCAAUCCUAUGAAUUCAGCUGCAAUGACGCUAAGCUGACAGCUGACGCCCAGAACAUUUUUCCUGCAUCAUCGGACGGUCAUUCGUAGAGGAAGCACUCAUCAAGAAGAGCUGACUAGAUGAUGUCCUAACCCUAAGUGAAGGAAGAUUUUAGCGGUGUUACCAUGGCAACACCAAAUCAAAUCAAAGAGAUCAAAGCGACGUUGCAGCGCGGUUUGGAGAAUUUAGCUCUAACGGGUAACUUCAAGCAAUUGCCGUUACGGGAGCAGAAGAGUCGUCCUCUGCUUCGUACCAAACUAGGAGAAGGUCCUCAGGUGUGGAACGAUCUGGACAACAACAAUAUGAUCAGUUUUGGUGGUGUCGAUCAAAACGGUUACAGUAGAACUAGUGACGAAUUCAAUAAGAUACGCAACGACUUCAAUAAUGUUCACAUCAGAUCACCGCAGCGAACAAAAACCAGUGACAGUGCGGUGGUACGGGCAAAAAGUGAAUUGGGGGCAAGAGGUGCAAGUGUCAGUACCAAGGAACAUUUAAACUCAUUAAGAACUAAACCUCCUAUUCCGAAUCGAUCCCUUAUACGACCAAUCAGCGGUAGAAAGCCUUUAAAUGAACCCAGGAGUCGGCAGCCGGUUUCUGGAAAUCGCAAACAAUCCAAAACAAACUUAAAACCCAAACCCCCAGAGGUUCCAUUGAAAGGUUCAACGAAGCCUCCACAACGACAGGGAAGUAGAGACUCAUCCAGUGAGGAAGGAAGUGCAAAGAGGUUAGGUGCAGAUGGGAGUUCAAGGGUCAGACGGAGGUCAAGGGUGUCGUCGUCAGAAGGGGGAGAAGAAUGGAGUGAUGUUGAAGAUGAAGAUGAGGAUGAAGAUCCUUUGGGAAGUGAGCGGAUGCCAGGAGACGGAGCAUCGUUUGAUGAUUUUGAAGAGGACGAUGGAAUGGAUGGUCUUGAAGAUGGGGAACAAACUAUUGAUGAUGAUGAAUCCGAUAGUUUCUCCAUCGCCAGCACUGAUUCCCGUUACCAGAUAACUAGUCUCCCCUCAUCCUCAUCAGUCACUAGUAAGACGCAGCGUGAUGGAGACAGGGUUAGUCUCUCCUCAAGGCCUGGUUCUCGUAUGUUCCAAUACCUGACCACAGGCGCUGACGAUGCUCUACCUGCCCUCAGUACAAGUUUAUUUAGUAAUGUGCCACCAACGAUCAACUUUGUGGGUGUUGACGAGAAAGCCGUCCAGUUUCCAUGGGAAAUUCGUAAGCUACUGAAGUGGAGAAUGAGUCCAAUCACACCAAAUGUGAUAAAGAAUUGCAUUGCUAGGUCAGGAUUCAGAGCAACUCGAAAAGCCAACGAAUGGAUGGGCUAUUGGGGAAAGCAUAUGAAGGCAGCUGCAUUCAAAGUUGUCAAAGACUACCAGAAGGUGAACCAUCUCCCAGGCUCCUUCCAGAUUGGUCGUAAGGAUCGUCUAUGGCGUAACCUCUACAAGAUGCAGGUCCACUUCGGCAAACGAGACUUCAACUUCUUCCCUCAGACCUACGUCUUGCCCUUUGACCUCAAGCUGUUGAAACGAGCUUGGGAAGAUGGAGGGACCAAACAGAAGUGGAUCCUCAAGCCACCUGCCUCAGCCAGAGGAAUCGGUAUCCGUGUAAUCCACAAGUGGAACCAGAUCCCAAGACGGAAGCCAGUCAUCGUCCAACGCUACCUAGCCAAACCCUUCCUGAUCAACGGCAGCAAGUUUGAUCUACGCAUUUACGUCUACGUCAAAUCCUACGAUCCACUUAGAAUAUACAUCUUCCAAGAUGGACUGGCAAGAUUUGCCACCAUGAAAUACAAUGCGUCUAUGAAGAGCCUGUCCAACAAGUUCAUGCACCUGACUAACUACAGCAUCAAUAAGAAGAAUGCAGACUUCACACCAAACACUGACUUCACUGCUUGCGAGGGUCACAAAUGGGGUCUGAAGGCAUUGUGGGGCUACUUAAAGCCCAUGGGGAUUGACACCAACGCUAUAUGGGAAAACAUCAAGGAGGUCGUUGUGAAGACUAUCAUUAGCGUGGAUUCUACUGUAAACAGUAUGGUGAAGCUGAACGUUAAGAGUCGUUACUGCGUUCAUGAGUUGUUUGGUUUUGACGUCAUGCUGGAUGAGAAUCUCAAGCCAUGGAUCCUUGAAGUUAACAUCUCACCAAGUCUUCAUUCCAACUCUCCAUUAGACGUCAGUAUCAAGGGGGAGAUGAUCAAAGACCUUCUGAACAUCUCUGGGUUCAACAUUCCUGAUAAGAAAGACGUCUACCCGAUGCUGGCAUCGUCAAGUUCAUCUUCAAAGGUUCGUGGUAGUGACAUCUUCAUGGAUAAGAGACUUUUCCAGACGCAGCUUUCUCAAGAUGAGAGAGCUAAACACGCCUUCUACACACAGAAACACAUUGAUGAGCAAUGUCGGAUGUCCAUCUUAGACACCCUGACGCCUGAUGACCUCCGUGUCCUUGUUGAGACUGAAGAUGAGUACAGUCGAUGCGGAGGCUUUGAGAGAGUCUUCCCUGCCCCCUCGGCACAAAAGUUCUUGAGAUUCUUUGAGACUGCUCGGUACUACAACAUACUUCUCAAUGAGUGGGUCAAGAAGUAUGAGAGGCAGCAUGCUAAAGGCUUAUCCCUACUGGAGGAUUAUUGUAGUGAAGGAGUCCACUUGGCCAACAGCAAAGACAACUCACAUGUGCAAUGGAGCCCUCUAUUCUCACCUAGAUUCAAACCAUGGUCACCGAUCUCCAAUGUUAUCCAGGCACGGGACCCACGUACAUCAAGUGCUCCAGUGACCAGUGCUCCCUCACCAACAACAGGGAUUAAAAAGAGCUCCUCGGCGAACAAUCUUCCAAAGAUCCGCCGUCGACCACCAGCCAAGGCCAGAGCUCUAUCCUCCACAGGGAGUAACGUCUCAAUAUCAAGCACAGCCAGUAAAUCAUCUGCACAUUCCCAUCCCCACCCACCUAGGGGUCUCUACGCACCCCAGCGCAGGACCGUCACUGAUAUGACCACGCCCAGUUGAUGGGGACCACGCCUACCCCCGCUCAAGAUGUUCUAUGACCGUUAUGUGAUGCAUGUCCCCUCGUUGAGAAUGACUUAUCGUCAUAUGUUGAUGAAAGCUAAAGAAUCCCGCGAGUUGGCAGCGACCAAGCAAGUUUCGGAAAGAAGACGUGCUUUUAAGGGAGAAGUGGGUAGCGUGAAGUCAUCCAAACCUUAAAAAAUGGAACUCCCAGCUCUGUGUCACAAGGAAACAAAUGUUUAGAGAAGGAUUUAUGCCAUAGGGAGCUCAUACAGUCACCAAUUCAUAAGAAGAUUCAGUAAUUAGUAUGUAAACUAUCAUAUAAGACAAAUUUACAAAUAAGCCAUCAGCCAUGUGUGUGAGCCAAGGACCUUUAAAAAGACUUUUUGUGAAAAAAAAUUACCAAUCAAACCAAAUAGAAAGCACAAGUCCAGCCACCACAUGGCAAAUAUUUGUCUUGUUUUGUUACUUUUGUUACUGAUUACCAAGCAAAUCUGCAUUUCUUUCAUAGCAGAAUGAAAUUUUCCCUCAAACAAAAAAAAUUAAAAUAUUGGAACUGAAAGUCUAUGUUGAGGUUACAGGAUACCAGAUCAAGAAUGAGCUUAUUGUUUAAUGUAAGAAUGGUCAGAGACCCUUGUAGGGAUGUAGGCGGUAGAAUGAUGUAUUGAACUUGUUUGCUGUGAAAAACCCAACAGGUUUUUUGGCUUAUUUGGUGUUAAAGCUCUUUUGCCUCUGGUUAAUAUUCGUUCUUGCAAGCGAUAAACUUUUUAAUUUUUUUAAUAGAUAAUUACUGCGCAAUAUACGGCUGGUAUCCAGCAUCAAUAUUCUGAGUUGAAAAAAAACCCCAAAACUUCCUCAUAUCAAUGUUAUCCUGUAAGGUUAUAGAAGUAGGACCAACAGUGGGGGAAAUUGUUGGCAUAGUAAGAGGAUUUGGAAACGGGCAGACAAAGUAAAACUUGUUUUUUUUUGAGCAAAUCUCUCUGCCUAAACCAAGGUGUCCUCGUGCCCCCAUGUGAACACUUCUUGCUUGCAUCAUAUUGUUUCUUAGUUCCUUGUCAAUUUGUCUUGGUGACCUGUUAGGGCCUUGUCACACACGAGGCAUCUUUUGAAGACAACAUGGAGGCAACCAACUGCAGUGCAUGCUACAGCACACAAGUAAUUUGUCAAACAAUGUCUUACGAUUCACAAGAAAAUAAUGAGGACAUUCAAAUGUGAAUGUCUUUCUAUUAUUUGAGAUUACCUGGAACUGGUAAAUUACCUUGUGUGACAUGGCCCAUUGGGAGAAUUUUGCAUCUUUAAAAUUCUCACAAACUGAUUGUGGAUGUUUGAAUGGUUUAUAAUUUCAAUAACAUUUCACUAUUUGUAGAUUGGUCAUGCUUUCUUUCUCAUUGGUUAUAACUGGGUUUUUUUCUCUCAGUUGCAAUUACUAUUUUUAUUUAUAUUAUGCACAUUUCUUAUAAUUGAAAAGUGUGCCUGUGUCAGAUGCACUACGCAACCUUUUGUGAAUUUUAUUUUCAUAAAAUAUCUAUACAAAAAGCCUAUGCAGUUAUUAUGUGUGUGAAUGGUGGAGUCGUAAGGCUUCAUCAGCGCUUAUACAUGUACAUUUUUUCAUGAAACUUUCUUAAACUGAUGUGCCUUGAAUUUUAAAAGAUAUUCUUUAAUUUGUGGCCUUGUUUGGAUAAUAAAUUCUAACAGUAAAUCACUAAGCUUGCCUUGAAUACCAGCCCAAACUAAACAUCAAAAUAAUAGACUUCUUUGCAAAUACGUGGUACACUGCCUAGCUAGCGAUCAAACGUUGUCAUUAUACCAAACCAUCAUUCUACGACCAACUUGCUCCCAGUAUUUGCGAAGUUCUCUAUGAAGUUUGAAAACUAUAUUUUGGAAAUGGUAUGCCAAAGGUUAUGAUAUUGUGCCUUAAAGGAACACGUUGCCUUGGAUCGGUCGAGUUGGUCUUUGAAAAGCAUUUGUAACCAUUUGUUAUAACAUG
Asterias rubens (European starfish) is the source of this 5740-nucleotide messenger RNA. RefSeq names its product tubulin polyglutamylase TTLL4-like. Gene Ontology annotation, cellular component: cilium. Gene Ontology annotation, molecular function: tubulin binding; tubulin-glutamic acid ligase activity. The record is from RefSeq and is a predicted model, not a curated record. Gene Ontology annotation, biological process: protein polyglutamylation; microtubule cytoskeleton organization. NCBI's taxonomy places the organism in Eukaryota, Metazoa, Echinodermata, Asteroidea, Forcipulatida, Asteriidae. Bases 898 to 3756 code for a protein of 952 amino acids. The transcript is spliced from 17 exons.